UUUAAUACUUGCUGGUGUAACUGAUUUGAACUUUAAUUUUACAUCGAAAAAGCACGCCAAUUGGAAAUUAACCGAAGCUAGAACGCUGUAUUUGUUCUCAGGAUUUAAACGCUCGGUGAUUUUCAACCGAUAAUUGAUUCGCUGAGUAAAGCUUGAGCAUGGAGCAGCUGCAAACAGCAUUGACCGCUAUCAAGGUACUCCGUUCCAACGUCGGGCAAGUGUUUGAUUCCCUUGGAAAUGGCUUACGGGCAGAGCACGGAGAAGAGAAUAAAGAAUCCAAGUAUUUGUUUGAGUUACAGGAACUGUUGACCACUGUGAAUGUUAAUUUGAGGGACGUAGAACAGGCGAUAAGUAGUUUAAAUCCUCCACCAGGUCCGUUUAAUUUAGCUAGCACGACUUACCUUAGUCAGGAGACUACACAAGAAAGACAGGCGUUGUAUAGCACACUUGUUAACAGUUACAAAUGGACAGACAAGAUUCACGAAUACAGUAACGUUGCUCAAUCCUUGCUCAGCCAAAACUCGCUAAAGAGAUCUUACACAAGCUCAAGUAGAACAAAAAGAGGAAGAUAUCAAACCAGCAAUCAUAAUGUACCUCAGGCGCAAGUUGACUCUAUGAUAUCAACGUUUGAUCGACUAUUCAACGAUAUGACGGUAUCCGUGUCUCGUCCGUUUGCAUCGAACGCAGUAUUACAUGUUACACUGGGACAUGUCUUAAAAGCAGUGAUAGCGUUUAAGGGGUUGAUGAUCGAACGGGUGGUAGUAAAGGGUUAUGGUGAAACGAUGGACCUAUGGACAGAGUCUAGGCAUAAAGUCUUCCGUAAAGUAACGGAAAACGCGCAUGCCGCGAUGUUGCACUUUUAUUCGCCUACAUUACCCGAAUUAGCAGUGCGAUCAUUUAUGACAUGGUUUCAUAGUUUAAUCAAUUUAUUCAGCGAACCGUGCAAACGCUGCGGUUUGUACUUGCACAGUGCGCUUCCGCCGACUUGGAGAGAUUUCCGAACUUUGGAGCCUUAUCAUCAGGAGUGCAAACCAUAAGAUACAAGUUUCUCAAAGCUUGUAUUUUAAAUAAGUAAUCAAUCUUCGCAGGUACUUCAUCGAUAAUGUACAGUAAUAAAGCGUAAUGACAUUUGAUACUUAUAUUUUUCGUGAAUGCAUUUAUUAGUUGGAGUAUUGUAUUGUAUAUAUAUUAAAAUGAUAGAAUUGUGAAUAAAAAUACUUUUCCCUAUUUUAAUACAUCGCAUGCUAAUUAAUCUCGCGGUACUAUAAUAAUAUCUUCUGUUUUUUUUUUUUCAUGUUUUUUUGUUAGGGGAUGGUGACGAAGCAAGUAAAACAUUUUCACAGAGAAUGUAAGGGCUUUUAUAAAAAGAAUUCAAUUACAUAACACUUAAUAAAUGCAAAUCGCACAAAACAUCGUUCUAUGAGAGAAAAAUUGUAAAGUAUCAGACGGUACAUUAAUUCGAAACAACAUACGUCGUAUAACGCGGCACUGCCGAUCGCGCUCGCGAUAGAAAGCUGAUUAAAUGACUAGAUUUCUUGUUAGACCUGUUAAUAGUGACGUUUUGAAUUCCAACGAACUUAUAAUAUUACACAGUAAAAAUAGGACGCCCCCUUUUUUUCCAUUAUAGAAGCGAGAUGAGGAAAGGAAAGUAUAAUCGAAACUUGAUUAUCGUUCAGCGGAGAGAAUUGAUGUUUAGUGCUAACUUUUAAUAUUGUAAUAUACAAAUGAGCGAGCGCGUAAACGUUUUUUUUUUCCUUGGAAUAGCUCUGCGAUCAAUGUGUAUUUUUUUUUUUAUUCCUUAUUACCUAUAUCUACGUAUGUAUACACUCUUAGUGUCGUUAUAUGCUAUUUAGUUUUACAUAAUGCUAAUUAGUAUCAUAUGUAAAUAUAAUUACGUUGUAUUAUAAUAUACUUUUCACAUAACUGUACACAUUCACAUCUUGGAAUAUUGGCGCUCUCCUAAGGGGCGCAAGUCGUUUGAGUGGCAGUGAACUUAUUUUACAAAUCGUUAUUGUAAUCACUUAUUUUGUUGGACUGUUCGAAAUUUCUCGUUUUACCUUACUUUUUUUCUCUCUUUUAUUUCGUUUUGUUGAAGACUAAUGUUGUAAUGCUCAAUGAGUUAAUAAUGUAUCAUUGACUCGAAACCACUGAUGCGAUCAUUGCUUAUCUUCUUAUCAAAGUUGUGAUGAGUGCGAAAUACAUUAUUAUAGGUCUUCGCGUUUAAAAAGUAGUCGUCUUUAUAGUAUAUGCAUAUAUGUAUAUAUGUAUACGUUAUUACAAUUUUUUUAGAAACGAAUUAUUUGUUUAUAGUAUUAUACGUGGGUCAAUUACAGACAAGUGAAUUCAUUCAAUUCUUUUCCCUGGUAAGAAGGGCUAAGAAGGGCCUUUCCGCUGACGUUCUCUCGAGACGAAAGUAAUGCAGUGAUACGUACGCGCGCAGACGGAAAGUGCCUUUCUCAACUCGCACAUCUCGCAUUGAUUUUUAUAUAUAUUAUGUAUAUACGGCAUACUGCAUUUCGAGGGUAAAAAUUGCCGCGCGUGUAAAUGAUAUAUUGUUUUUGGUGCCAAUGUGAUCUGUCUUUUGUGAACACAUAUCGCAGCAUGCCUUUUCUCGGUGAGGUGGUGAUUGAAAGAAGAGGUUGUCGCAAAACACAAAUGGGUCGAAUAAUUUUACGGCUAUAAGAAUACCGAAAUGCGCUCUCGAAAUUUUGUCAUUUAGCAGCUAUAACGCAAAGAUUCGCGUCGAAUUCGAGGAUCUUCGAGACUCGAUUCGAUCGGUUCGAAUUAAUUGUCUUCUGGAUACAUGUUCGAUACUCAAACAGAAUAACAUAUCACAAUAAUGUCAAAAUGAUGUUAAAUCGUGACUGAUUGAAAAGUGACUUUUAAUAUUUUGAAGACAUUUUGAUGUCGCGAUCACUUGUUCUGCUUGAGUAUCAGCUUGCGAUGAUUUCGAAAUGGAGAUAAUAAUGACGGUAUAUAAUAAAUUCACGGUCCAUGACAUAAUUAUCAGCCAUCGCAGAGGUGAGAGAGGGAGAGAGAGAGAGUUUAUAUUCGCCUGUGUGUCUCGGUGAAGUUUCCAAUUAUAUUAAUUAGAUUGAGUGUUUACACCGUGCUACUAUCGCCUAGUAGCUAUAAAUAGUUUCUAUAUAUAUGUAUAUAUAUAUAUAUAUACGUCUCUAUCCUAGCUUUAUCAAUAAUUAAUAUAGUAUUCUGAAUUCUCUGAUAAUACUCGUAAUGCAAAGAGAUCUACUUUAUCGUAUCUUUUUUUUUUCCCAGUUCAAUAUAGCUUUAUUGCCUUUCUCACUGAUUCUGUAUGUUUUGGACAGCUUAUAAUUAAAAAACUUCUUCGGUUUGCUCGUUCGUUUGAUAUCAUAUAAUGACGUUUUGCACAGAUUCCGUCUAGAUCUUGCUUUUUUCCAUUCGAUUAGUAUCUCUAUCCUAAAUAUUAUAUUGCGUUUACGUUCGCAACAUUCGAAACCGCAAGUUGAAACUGCUUUGAAAGGAAUCACCGGAGAUUUCUUCCGUAGAAUUGAAAUUCUGAUCAUCGAAAUAAAAAAAUCAAGCUUCUUUGGCUUCUUUAUUCCUUUUAACGUUCAUAUUAUUUACACUUGCGAUUAUAUAAUAAUCUUUUCUUUCGUGAACUAAAACUUAGCGAACGAUACGAUAAAUAAGGAGAAAUCUUUAUUUCGAAUCCCGAUUUGUUCGAAGAAUUUGUUUAACUAUGUGAGCGGAAUUAAGACGAAUAGAAUGAAAUAAGAAAGAUUUGAAGAAAUUUUUAGAUCAAUCUUCAAUUUCGAUGAUUGGUGACUCGCAAGAUAAAGAUAGCGCGUUUCUUCCGAUUUUUGCAGGAUAAUCCGAUGGGUAUAUCGAGCUAACGCGAGGAAUCUAUUUAUCAUCAUUAUUAGCGUUCGAAUAAUUGGAUCCAUUUGUCACUAUCAGUAGUUGUGAAGCAAGAAUAAGUCAUCUUUCACUGCUCUAUAUCCGAAGGUCUACAGAUUUACGAAAAGUUUUUGUUUUUCGGCAAGUAGAACAUAAUCAUAAAAGUCAUAAUUAAGUCCUAAUGAUAUAAUGAUAUAUCAUCAUGACGUCAUUUACUUAAAAAUGAACUUGUAAGUGACAAAUAAAGUCGUAAUGGGAGACAACAAAAGAGAUAGAUGACACGGUGUGGCACGAUGAAUCGUUACAUCCUUGUUCGCCAAUAUUAAACAGAGAUGGGAUGAUCACUGUGUCGCACAGUGUCGCUUGUUGGAAAGCUCCCGAUGACGUCUUUACGAUAUUAUUGUAACUUCUGUGUUCUACUUGAGUUCGCACUGAAUUCUCAUAUGCGGCGUGAAAGGCUGCGUUCAGCAAAAAAAAAAAAAAAGCAGCUUGGCAAUUGAUAUACAAUUUUUUAAUAUUCUCUAACAUUUUUACAGUGAAUCUCAUUCUUAAAGACUGAAAAUUGAGCUACUCAUUCUCAAGACUGACUCAAUUUUUCACUCUUUGUAGAUUUCACUGCCAAGAAUUUAGAGAGUAGUCUUCCCCUUAGUUCCUCUAAAUGGACUAACUGAAUCACAUUAGAGAAUCUUACAACAGUUGUUAAAACUACUUUGUUAAACGUAUACUAUCGAUGCAACGUAAAACGGCAAAAGAUAGAAGCCACAUGUGGGGAUAUGAUUGCCGUCGAUUUCGUUGGUUCAUGCUAUCGCGAAAGUGAGAGGGGCUUCCCCGAAAGAGUCACGAUGCUCGAUCGAUGUCGGUAUCUCCAUCGCGGUGUUUUCUUUUUUGGGAUCUAGAACGGCAAUGAGUGGAGAUACAUGUCUGUCCUCGUUUUGUCACUCGUCGAUAAUGCUACUUUAGCGGGUAAACGAAGUACGCUAUAUAUUUCCGGUUAUACGGGAUUAUAUCGUACACUUGCUGUGUGACUUCAGCGACGUCUCUCAAGUACGGUAGAAGUAUACAAGUAUAUGCACACGUAUGUACAGCACGUAGGGAGGGAUCGUCGUCUCCCUCGGAGUAUUCCGAAAUAUCGAAUCGCCUGCACUCUUCCAUUAAAAAUGAUCGAUAACGGGGAUGGAAGGAGAGGAAGAAAGAUCAAUGACGGAAUAAGAAAAGGCAUGCCUCUGCGCAGACUGGCUGCUCUUAUUGAUUUUCCCGAUUCGGCCGAGGUGUCGAUUCCUGUCGCGAUAAAACGCAUCGGCGAUCGCGGUGUCGAUUGCAUAUCGCACAGAUUCGCACAGGAGUUGAAAUUAAAAUUCUAGAGCAAUUUUGAAGACGAAUAAAUUGAAGGAUCUUAAAAAAAAAAAAAGGGAAGUGAACUUCCGACGGAGCUAUUUCCCGCUCGUGUAUUUUUUUCGAGGAAUAAUAUUUCCGCAUUUAGAAUUUCCUUAACCUUUCGUCGACCAUGUGGAAUUUUGGCGCCUUAAUUCAUGCAUGUCUUUGAGCUUCAGUGCAGAUUUUUAUAUUGCACUCCGGACUGUAUAAAAAUCUGAAAACAUUCUUCCGUACUUAUGAAAGCUUCAACAACGUAUUUUUACUAUCGUAGAAAAGUCGAAUUGUAUUUUACUUAUUUUUUACGAAUUUAAGGGUCGCCGUACUAAUAUAGAAGAUUAUAUUGAAAAUUGAGUUUCAGUAAAAUAAAUUAAUUUCUAUAUAUCACUAUAUAUAUAGUGUAGCUUGUGGACAAAAGAUGUCAUAGGCACAAGGAUCAAUAAUGGCUCAGUAAGCAAGAAACAUUUUGGAACAUUUCAGCAAUAUUGUAGCAACGUUGCAACGUGUUCGCCAAUGUUAGACAGAGAUGGGGUGAUCACUGUUGCACAGUGUCGCUUGUUGGAAAGCUCCCCACAACUCAAAAACUAUCAUUAUUAAGGAUGCAUUCGCUUUGUUCGCCCUUGUUAUUAAUUAAAUAUUAAACAAGAAUAAUUGAUGCUCGCAAACACUGUAAGCUUAAGCGAAGGCAACCUUAGUCUUAUGUCUAUGACAUCUUUUGUUCACAUUAUCUGUACAGUACAGAACUUGCAGCAACGUUGUUGUAAUGUUUGCAAUAUUACUCUAAUAUUACUAGACAUUGUUAUAAUUUUAUUGGAACAAUCAGUGCUGUACGGAGGAUAUGCUACAGUAUAUGUAAACGCAAACUCACCGGGACACAAUUGUCUAUUAAUUAGUGCCUCUAACUAUGAAAAUUUACAAUGAAAAUGUAUUUUCGAAGUCCAACUUGGCCGGACGGAGAGUUAACGCCGAUUUCUUCGUUCGUCGAUUUUUGAAGGACUCGGCUCAUUGUCGAAUGCAUUGCAGAAAUAUUUUUAACAAGUAGUCAAGGAAUCGACAUGUUCACCAGGCCGAAGCAGGAAAGUGUGCUGUAGUGUACCCUGCGUUUUGUGAGAUAAAAUAUGAUUGAUUGGUUCGUGAGUAUAUUACGAUCGAGAGGCACCGUAUGAGUUCAACGUGAUCGCGAACGUCGUCGAGAUUACGGCUAAUCGACAGCUAAUUCCGAUGUAAUUUUCUUUAUUUUUUUUUUUUUCUUUUUGACAUUAAUUUAAUGCAGUUGGUCGAUGCCCAAUUUGAGAUCUUCGAUACGAGAGAUCGCUAUACUUCGAUCGUUAAACGCGCUGUUACAUUCCGCGACUUGUGAAGGCAAGUUAUUCCUUUUCCUGUCUUUCAGUUGCGGUGAUUUCAACAAAAAAAUCGCUGGCCUUCCCUCAAAGCGAAUACUUCUCGGCAGAAUAGGCAGAUUAAGAGGAAUCGGCAGAAAUUCGUUUUUGAUCCCUUUUAAUUCCCCGCUUUCACGAAGCACCCUUGAACGACAGAAUUUCUUAUCGGUUUAACGAUUCUUCUUUAAACGUUCGAAUCGUCAGGCUCGGCCAUUCGCUCGUAAAUUAAUUUUCCAGACUUCCACCCCUUUCGCGAAACGAACGAAUUCAGGGAACACUUUCGUCCCUCCGGCAAUCAGCGUACACAUUCGCUCUCGAUAAUUCCGGGAUCGAGCGCCGGAAAUGACGAAAAGAAAAUAUCACAGUGUCUCGAGGGCAGCUCGUAAUCUUUUUUAAAUCGUCGCGGAUAUUAUGGCAGUCGCAAUAGUACACCAUUAUCGUACGCCAUUCGUAAUCGUCGCCGUCGUCGUCCUCGUCGUCGUCGUCGCGAAAGUAACAGCGCAUGUUUCUAAUAAUUACACAACACGGUGCGAUGAAUCGUACAGAGGACAGUGUGAUACAAAAACGACACGUAGUCCCGACAUGAGUCCUAGAAAAUUAAUGAUAUAAAAGUGAAGAUAUAUAUUAUAGAUACACGUUUUCGCCUUUGCUCCGAAUGGAUGUGAGUAGUUCGGAUCGUGCAACGACGGGGGAUGAAUCCGGACGAAGGAUUCCGUCACCUUUCUCCCUUCCGCCGUCGCUCGAGACGCCCCUUUUCGGGCGGGCGCCGAUUUCACGAUUUCGAUAUAUCCUUCGAUGUCGCACGAAGUCCCGAGUGCACUCGCGCAGUGCGUGAGAUCGCGACGCGGCAAUCAUCUCGUAAUCAUCACGUAAUCAUUCCCUUUUCCCAAGCAUAUACUCGUCUAGGCACAAAUCACUUUCGCAACACCUCGGUUAUUCUAUCAUCGAUCGCGCGCUCGUCCCAUCGUCCUCGUUAACGUUACGCGCGGUGUCUUCUUCCGACUUCAAGAGGAAGACUCGAUAAGAAUCUUCCGCUUUCACCAAGAGGACCAUCUCGCAUUUGCCGUCGCAUUCGUCAUCUUUGAGAUUCCACCCCGUCAAGCGGCCGAGCGCCGAUCUCGGCAUCCCUCGUAGCAUAUUUAUUUUUUUUAUUCGAAACAUUCCCAUGCCGAAUUAUCUUAUCUUGU
Molecule: messenger RNA, 7816 nt
Organism: Trachymyrmex septentrionalis
Lineage: Eukaryota; Metazoa; Arthropoda; Insecta; Hymenoptera; Formicidae
Gene: MED27
Product: mediator of RNA polymerase II transcription subunit 27
Exons: 5
Coding region: 159-1037 (292 amino acids)
Biological process (GO): regulation of transcription by RNA polymerase II
Cellular component (GO): mediator complex
Molecular function (GO): transcription coactivator activity
Source: RefSeq, a predicted model, not a curated record